Sceloporus undulatus (fence lizard) is the source of this 2300-nucleotide messenger RNA. RefSeq names its product serine/threonine-protein kinase Sgk3. The record is from RefSeq and is a predicted model, not a curated record. NCBI's taxonomy places the organism in Eukaryota, Metazoa, Chordata, Lepidosauria, Squamata, Phrynosomatidae. Gene Ontology annotation, biological process: protein phosphorylation. Bases 153 to 1625 code for a protein of 490 amino acids. The transcript has 17 exons. Gene Ontology annotation, molecular function: protein serine/threonine kinase activity; ATP binding; phosphatidylinositol binding.
AGAAGUCCUUCUUUUAUAUAGGUUUGCAUGAUGGAAGUUAAAUUUACACAAGAGAGGCUGCACGUUUUAAAUCAAUACUGCUGACAUUUUCUGCAUUUUUGCUAUACCCUGGUGUGGUGGUCUUGAUUUUUCCUGCCCAAAGACAACACAUAAUGGAUCUCAAGGAAAGCUGCCCAAGUGUUAGCAUCCCCAGCUCUGAUGAACACAGGGUGAAGAAGAAAAGAUUUACUGUUUACAAAGUUUUGGUUUCCGUUGGCACAAAUGAAUGGUUUGUCUUCAGGCGAUAUGCUGAAUUCGAUAAACUGUAUCAUACACUAAGGAAACAGUUCCCCACUAUGAAUUUGAGGAUUCCAGCUAAAAGAAUAUUUGGAGAUAAUUUUGAUCCAGAUUUCAUUAAACAAAGAAGAGCAGGUCUGAAUGAAUUCAUUCAAAAUUUAGUACAACAGCUAGAACUCUGUAAUCACCCAGAUGUGAGAACAUUUCUUCAGAUGGAUAAUCCAAAGCACCAGUUUGAUCCAUCUGAAGAUGAAGAUGAGAGGAACAGUGAAAAGCUAAAUUCUAUCUCUCAGAAUAUCAACCUGGGGCCUUCUGGAAAUCCUCAUGCUAAACCAACAGACUUUGACUUCCUGAAAGUUAUUGGGAAGGGCAGCUUUGGCAAGGUUCUUCUUGCAAAACGAAAACUGGAUGGAAAGUUCUAUGCUGUGAAAGUACUACAGAAAAAAAUUGUUCUCAACAGGAAAGAGCAAAAACAUAUCAUGGCUGAACGUAAUGUGCUGUUGAAAAAUGUGAAACAUCCAUUUUUAGUUGGAUUGCAUUAUUCAUUCCAAACUACAGAGAAGCUUUACUUUGUUCUGGAUUUUGUUAAUGGAGGGGAGCUGUUCUUUCAUUUGCAAAAAGAACGUUCCUUUCCUGAACACAGAGCCAGGUUUUAUGCUGCUGAAAUAGCCAGUGCAUUGGGCUACCUACAUUCCAUAAAAAUUGUAUACAGAGAUUUAAAACCAGAAAACAUUCUCCUAGAUUCACUGGGACAUGUUGUCUUAACAGAUUUUGGGCUUUGUAAAGAAGGAAUUGCUAUUUCAGACACUACGGCAACGUUUUGUGGAACUCCUGAGUACCUUGCCCCUGAGGUGAUCAGAAAGCAACCCUAUGAUAAUACAGUAGAUUGGUGGUGCCUUGGAGCUGUUCUGUAUGAAAUGUUGUAUGGUCUGCCUCCUUUUUACUGCCGUGAUGUUGCUGAAAUGUAUGAAAACAUUCUUCACAAACCCCUGCAUUUAAGGCCAGGCAUCAGUCUUACAGCUUGGUCUAUUUUGGAAGAACUUCUAGAGAAAGAUAGGCAAAACAGACUUGGCGCUAAAGAAGACUUUCUUGAAAUUCAAAGGCAUCCCUUUUUUGAAUCUCUCAGCUGGACUGACCUCCUACAAAAAAAGAUCCCGCCACCAUUUAAUCCUAAUGUGUCUGGUCCAGAUGACAUCAGGAACUUUGAUACAGCAUUUACAGAAGAGAUGGUACCUUAUUCAGUUUGCAUUUCUUCUGACUAUAAUAUUGUAAAUGCCAGUGUGCUAGAAGCAGAUGAUGCAUUCAUUGGAUUUUCUUAUGCUCCACCUUCUGAAGACUUAUUUCACUAAAAUUUUCGAAGAUGAGGAAUGCACCAGAUGUCUGAAAUGGACUGAAAUAUUUUGAUUGUGAACUUUUUCUAUGUGCAACUAGUGCCUCAUUUGAUAUGUUGAACAAACUUUUUCUGCUGUAAUAUGAGAAGUCUGGGCAUUUUGGUUACUUAAGACUGUUACCCCUGCUGAACAAAAAUAUUUUUUUAAAUCAAGUAACUUUAGAUAGCUGUUCUUAGCAUUGAGACUCUUUUAAAAUAAGGACACUGACUGUUUCCCUCCAGUUUACAUUAGCAUAUCCAGAUUGGCUGCUUUUAAUAGCAGCCCGCUUUAGCACAUUUAAAGGCCUUUGUAACUAGCUAUGUUGACUUUGUGCUUGAACUGUUACUAUGCAAUCAGUUUUGUAUAUUACUGGUUAAAAAAAGAUAAGCUUACCCAGUACAUUCUUUAAAGCAAGUUGAUUUACUGGCAAUACCUCCCCUUAAUUUCCUAGCUUUAAUAAGAAGCAAAGAUCUGUACAAUAUUUUUCACUUUAUAGUCAAAUUGUACUACCUUUAUUCAGAGUGGGCACAGAAGUGCAGUGAUUUACAACUUUACUCAAGAAAUUUGAUUCACUCCAGUUGUAAAACCUAGAAAUGCACUCUCUAGGUUAGGUGUGUGUGGAACAAACCAGCCUUAAACAUUUGUUGAUAACAA